Messenger RNA from Erinaceus europaeus (western European hedgehog), 5636 nucleotides. It is a transcript of the gene ZC3H8, whose product is annotated as zinc finger CCCH-type containing 8. Gene Ontology annotation, molecular function: RNA binding; metal ion binding. The record is from RefSeq and is a predicted model, not a curated record. NCBI's taxonomy places the organism in Eukaryota, Metazoa, Chordata, Mammalia, Eulipotyphla, Erinaceidae. Bases 57 to 980 code for a protein of 307 amino acids. Gene Ontology annotation, cellular component: nucleus. The transcript is spliced from 9 exons. Gene Ontology annotation, biological process: negative regulation of DNA-templated transcription.
UGCGCCGUGAGUCACGCGGCUCCGCCACGCUAGUUACUGACGGCCGCUUUGGAGCGAUGAUGGAUUUCGAGAAUCUCUUCUCCAAGCCCCCAAACCCCGCUCUUGGCAGAGAGCUGGCUGUGGACUCUGGAGAAAGAACCGAUGAUGAAAUUGAUGAUACUGAAGUUGAAGAAACACAGGAAGAGAAAAUAAAAUGUGAAGUAAAACAGGAAUGUGAACAAAUUUCAAAAAAACCCAAGUUUAGGCACUCGAGAAACUCUACAUCACUGAAGACUUUGCAACCCAGAAAAUCAAGAAGUAAGGACUAUGAUGCAUAUAGUGAUAAUGAUGUCUGCAGUCAGGACUCAGAAGAUAAUUUUGCUAAAGAACUUCAACAGUAUAUACAAGCUAAAGAAAUGGCAAAUGCAUCUCAGUCUUUGCCAUCUCCUGAAGAAUCUAUGAAGAAAGGUAGAGCAAAGGAUACCCAGAAAGCUGUUAAGCAAAAUAAUAAAAAUAUUAAAAAUAUUCACAAGAAUGGUAAGCAGAAGAAAAUAAAGCGAAAACGGCCUGGCUCUGGAGACAAAGGAUCAAAUGUUUCAUUAAGGAAGAGGGGCUCACAGCAACAGGAUGCCAAAGCUAAUGAGAAGCCACAGCAAGUGAGAAUGAGUCAAGAAUUCAUCAACCAGCAUACAGUGGAACGCAAGGGAAAACAUAUUUGUAAAUAUUUUCUUGAAAGGAAAUGUAUUAAGGGAGACCAGUGUAAAUUUGAUCAUGAUGCAGAGAUAGAGAAGAAAAAGGAAAUGUGCAAGUUUUAUGUACAAGGAUAUUGUACCAGAGGUGAAAAUUGUCUGUACUUGCAUAAUGAAUAUCCUUGCAAGUUUUACCAUACAGGAGCAAAAUGUUAUCAGGGAGAGUACUGCAAAUUUUCUCAUGAUCCACUGACUGCUGAGACACAAGAACUGUUGGCUAAAGUUUUAGAUUCAGGAAAGAAGUCACCAUGAAAAUAAAAUACAUAAAAAGCUUUGUCUAGCUGAAGAGUGCUUGUAUCAAGAUUGUUUAAGACUGUUCAAGACUGGCGAUUUGAAGUGGUUUGAUUCCUUAUUUAAAGCACCCUCUUGUGUCACGAUGGUGUGCAACUUUUGUGAAUGGCUUGGGAGACAGAAUUUAGUAUAUAAGUGAAGGAGUUGAUCUUCACCAAGAGUUACAGGAGAUGAAAAAAAUAUAUAUAUAUAUGGCAGAUGCUGGCUGGUGGAUAAAUGUGAUAAUAGCAGAAGUCUCUCCUGAAAGACUGAGUCUUCCCAUUUGGUUGGACUGAGUGAGGAUGCAUGAGUAGGGGUUAAAGAUCUAAAGAGAGAAACUGCUAGGCUUCUUUAGGAAGACACUUAAUAGUAGAUAAGCAGUGAAUUAACUGUUUAUACCAUGUCAUGUCAAAUGCUUUUCAUAAUCUUUUUUUUUUUUUUUUUAAACCAAAGCACUGUUCAGCUCUGGUUUAUGGUGGUGUGAGGGAUUGAAUUUGGGACUUUGGAGCCUCAGGCAUGAGAGUCUGUUUGCAUAACCAUUAUGCUAUCUACCCUCCCAAACUUUUUUUUUUUUUCAAAAGUCAUUUUUAUUUUGAUGUCUGGGAUCAAAACCAGGUCCUCAUACAUACAGAGCUUAUACUUUACUCCCUACCUCACAUGUUUUUAGUGGUUGUUCACAGUUCUGUUAUCGCUUCAUUUAUGUUAAAAAUAAGUAGGGGAUAAAAAUCUCUGUGAGUAAUUAUUUCAUGAAAGCAUCUUUUAUGUAGGUCAUCAUUACAGAAAACACUAAGAAGACUGGACAAAAUUAUCCAUUUUAUGCCACAGUUUUCAUGUAUUUUUUUUUUUAUCAGUUUCUAAAAGCCAUGUUAUAAUAAAGGUCAGUUAUUGACACUUGCUAAAACAAUAUGCCAAAUAUGUUGUCUUCUGAUCCUUUUAACUUGAUCAGUUGUAGAACUUAAAGAAUUCAGCAUAAUUGUCUUAGUUCACUGACCAUUUUUGAUAACCAUAGCCAUUGGAAAAUAACAGCUUUCCAUGGUCAAAAUACCUGUGUAAUUCAGUGCUUUGACUUAAAUAGAAGUGUGCGCACUACUUUAGAAUUUGAUGAGAUCAGAAUAUUUUAAGUUAAGCAUCUACUGAAUACUAAGGAUCAUAGAUGCUAAAACUUUAAAAACCUGUUAUAAUUCUAUAAUAGGAAUUAUCUCAGUAGUAAUAGUUACUACUAUUUAUAGAUGAACAAGCCCUGUCAGUAAGAAGAUAUUACCUAGUUUGGGUACUAUAUCUUAUAUUCUUAGUUGUGUACUAACUAUUCUAACUAUUCUUAGUUGUGUACUCACUCCCCUCCCCUCCAAAACUGAAUUUCAGUUUUGUUUAGGUAUCUGUAUGACAUCCACUGUGCUUUGUGGAUAGUGGCUUCCAACCCGUAGGGCUGUUAUUAACAAGGAUCUAACGUUGUAGUUCUUAACCUUGACCUGACACUGAAAUCACCUAGGAAACUUUUUACAAAUUACUACUAUUGCUGGGGACCCAGUCACAGAAAUUCUGAUUUGGGAUGUAAGGAAGACUUGGAGGUGGAUAUGAGAUUUCCAGUAGCUCUCAGGUGAUUCUAAAGCAUAGCUAAGGUUGAAAACUCCUGGUCUUCACAUAAAACAAAAGUGUCAUUCUUCUUGCCAAUAGUUGGUUUAGGCUUGAAAUAGAGUGCAUAACCAACUGAUGUGUAGAAGUCAAAGAUCAGAAACAUCUGAGAGAUUAUUAUUAUUAUUAUUAUUAACCCUGGGGAAAUAAGCUGUGGUGUUUUGAGGGCAGUGUGUCAAGAACUGAGAGCAGGGAGUCGGGUGAUAGCGCAGUGGGUUAAGCGCAAGGACCGGCGUAAGGACCCCGGUUCGAGCCCCUGCUCCCCACCUGCAGGGGAGUUGCUUCACAGGCAGUGAAGCAGGUCUGCAGGUGUCUGUCUUUCUCUCCCCCUCUCUGUCUUCCCCUCCUCUCUCCAUUUCUCUCUGUCCUAUCCAACAACGAUGACAUCAAGAACAAAAAUAAUAACUACAACAGUAAAACAACAAGGGCAACAAAGGGAAAAAUAAAUAAAUAUUUAAAUAAAAAAAAGAACUGAGAGCAAGGUAGGUGAAAUAGUUUACCUGGGGGGGGCCAGGUGGUAGUGCAGUGGGUUAAGGCACACAGAUUGUGCAAGGCGGAAGGAUCCCAGUUCGAGCCCCCGGCUUCCUACCUGCAGGGGAGUCGCUUCACAGGUGGUGAAGCAGGUCUGCAGGUGUCUAUCUUUCUCUCCCCCUCUUGUCUAUCUUUCUCUCCCCCUCCUCUCUCCAUUUCUCUCUGUCAUAUCCAACAACAAUGACAACAACAACGAUCAACCAGGGAAAAAAAUGGUCUCCAGGAGCAGUGGAGUUGUAGUGCAGGCACUGAGCCUCAGCAAUAACCCUGAUAACCCUGAAGGCAAAAUAAAUAAAUAAAUAAAUAAAUAAAUAGUUUACUUGGGUUGUAGUGUACUACUUUGUCAUGUGCAUGACCCAGGUUUGAGCACAGCCCACACAUUGAAGGAAACUUUGAUGCUAUGGUCUCUUUCACUCUCUCUCUUCCUCUCUGUCUGUCUUUAUCUUAAAGUUAGGAGCAGCUUUCUAGUGAUGUAGAAGUUACUGAUUCUGCCAACAACCUGAAUGAACUAGGGAGAGUUGCUCCAGAUUCAUUUUUGUGUUUUCUCUUUCCAGUCUCAAAUCGGCCACAUUUCAAGAAAUCUAGAUUCCUUUUUAUAGAGAAAAAUAUUUACAGUUCAAGAUCUGGAUGUACUCAUCUAUUGAGUCUAGUCAGAUGAAGCAUACGUGAGAAUGUAGCUGCUUGAUGGGCUUUUGUACAGAUGAGGAAGUAUGAAAGAUAUUGGGGUGGAUAUGGAUAGUGGUACUAUUAUUAUUAAUUUAACAGGAGGGGAGUGGGUUGAAGAGUGAAAGAACCUGGGCUAGGAAGAUAGCACAAUGGUUAUGCAAAAAAAAAUAAAUAAAUAACUUUCUUGUCUGAGAGGUCCUAAAGGUACUAGGUUUAAUCCCUAGUGUCACUAUACAUCAGAGUUGAUCUGUGCUGUGGUUUAAGGAAAAAAAAAAAAAAAAAAGAACCAGCAUCAUUCUGGCAUAUGUGAUGUUGGGUGCUCCUGGGACUUUUGAGGAGCUCCAAAUUGUUUUUUUUUCUUCUCUUUACUAGAGACUCCGUUUUUGGUUUAUGGUGGUGCAGGGGACUGAACCUGGGACCUCAGGUCCUCGGGCAUGAGAGUCUAUUUGCAUAACCAUAUGCUUUCCCCCCUGCUCAGAUCUGUUCUGUUCACUCCAUUGACUUUUAGGGUACUAGUUUUCAUUUAUUAUAGUUGCAUGUCUGGUGAUCUUCAAGGCUAUUGUUGCUGGAGAUGGAAAUGAAAGUCGGGCAAACUAAAAUGCCACUAGGCAUGUUACAGCUGAAUCUUGACCUCGCUGUUUUUCUAAAUAAAUUCUCUUUGAAUUGUUGUAAGCCUUUAAUUUGCAGAGUAUUGGUAAUGUUGAUUUUGACUAUUUUUGCCUUUUGUGGAGUAGUGAAUUUUCAGAGAUGUUUAGUCUGCCCCUCCAGAACUGAAAACUUCGACUUGAUUGCUUGUUGUCUAUCUCCCCCUACUCCCACCCCGACACACUUAUCUUCAUUUCAGGAUUAUUUGCUUACAGCUGAUAAGAAGACAGUCUUCUAGUUAUUUUAUUUCAGAAUUUCCCUUCCCUACCUGAGUGUCCAAGGCAUUCAUCUUCCUGGAAGGAUGUCCCUCUUUUUCUGAGUGAUUGGGACCUUCUUUCUUGCUCCAGGUUUUAAACUACCUCUUUAAGGGAUUCCACAGAAGUGACCUUAUUUACCAUUCAUAUUAGUCUUAAAUAGAGUUUUGUAUCACAGCUGUAUUCUGUGAAAAAAAAAUUCAAAUUUACUUGACUGAUGUGUUGCUUGGCAGGCAUAUUGUUACAUAAUAAUGUAAACUGGUCUUCAGACUUCUUGAACAAAUUUGUGAUUCAGUCCCACAUCUGCUGACACACCAGCUCUGUUCAGCUUCCCGAAUGCCUGCAGACUGCAAGCCAAUUUAAACUUCCUAGUGUAGCUGAGUUCAGUUAGGCUAACCCGGAAUCAACAGAAAUACUUAUUUUAGCCAGUGUACAUAACACAGUCAUUUUAGUCUGUGAAGGAGACAAACCUGGCCCCGGUGAAUUCCCAGUUGUCUGAGUGAGUGAAUACCCAUCCUUGUGCAGCUGAGAAACGUUCUAUGUUCUCUCCACGCAGAGCAGCCCCUCAGAAAACAAACCUGCCCAGCUUCCCCUGGUCUGUUUCUACAGACUGCCAGAAGUUCUGCAGGAAAGAUUGUAUUUCCUGGGUUUGCUCUACAGCUGUAUCUGUAGCAAGAAAAUGUGGAAAGGGACAAAUGGCCUUGUGAUGUGCGGACCUUCCCAUUUAGUGGCUGGAAAGCAAGACAGGGAAGGGAACACCUGUAACAAAUGGGAAGACCUGCAAGGUUUAGCUGGGAGACACUGCUGGUGCCCAUGGUCUGUUAAGUCUCAGCAAGAGCACUGUCCGGCUACCGUGAAAACUGAAUAUGUUUAUAGCAAUAAAUCCUCACUAAAGGGUUGGGUGAAUUGA